GAGAAAUUCUAGUAUGUUCGCUACCUCUUGAAGUACGAGUAUAAGCAAUUAAUAAAGUCUUGCUCUUAUUCUAUUUGCUUUUAAGUUUUAGUAGAAUGCAAUUUAAAUUAAAUUAAAUUGAAUAAUAAUAUAAGCUCUCUUAACUAUGUACUAUAUGAAUUUUAAGAGUAGCAAUUAAGCUGCAUCAGUAAUUGUCUGUACUUUAAAUUUGAAAGUGCUAGGUUUGUGUUUGUUAUAAAAUGGCAAAGUAUUUGAGAAUGACCCUAUAAAUAAACCCACAACUGAUGAAAGUGAAAGUAGAGCAUAAAUGCUUCUUUAGAAUCUGGUUUUUCGACUUGGUCAUUUCAAAAUCAAAUACAGCGCCCGGUUAGUCUCGUCGGCAGAAACACUCAAAAAAUUUUAAACCGAUUUUUGAGGAAAAAUCCGAGCCCAUCGUUCGAGGAAAAGUUCUACAAGAAUUAGCGAAAAGUUUCCGAUCAAGAUGUUCCUUUCGGGCGGCAUAAUUUUCGUUCUUGCACUGGCGAUUGAAGUGAGCAGUUUUCCAGAUGGUGCCCCGAUAGAUGCAUGUGUAAAACCCAGAGUGAAUCAACCCUAUCACGGACAAGCCAGGCCCCAACCCGCCAACACCAGUCCAUUUCAAAUCUUGCAGUCUGCCGCUGAAUACGGACCUGGGACUCAAAUUACGGUUGUAAUUCAGGGAGCGGCGAAUUUCAAAGGGUUUCUGAUACAAGGUCGCGACGCAGCCACCAACGAGUGGAUAGGAAGUUGGGUGGAAACUCCGAACACUAAAAUCCAUCCAGAAUGUAGUGCAAUCACUCAUGCGGACCCGAAACCGAAACAAUCCGCCACGUUCGUAUGGCAAGCGCCUCACAACGCCCGAGGGCAAGUGUAUUUCACGGGUACGGUUUUGAAGGAGUACUCGGAAUUUUGGUCGAAUUUAGUGUCGCAAGUAGCCGCAUGAGUAUUUAAAUAUUUGUAAAUAUGUUAUACAUAGAUACUU
This is a messenger RNA of Phyllotreta striolata, 1000 nucleotides long. Lineage: Eukaryota; Metazoa; Arthropoda; Insecta; Coleoptera; Chrysomelidae. The record is from the annotation of a GenBank genome assembly.